AUGGAUGCCUCGGCGCCCAACAAUGUUGACGACUACUCACCUUCUUCAACCGUCAUCGAAUUCGACCGCCCCGUUCCCUUGCUCCGGGGACCACUACCGGCGGGUCCAUCCGACGACCCGUCGGCGGGACACUACGUGCUGGCCUUUAGGGACUCGCGCGCGUGGGCGUCUUCGUUCGUCGCCUGUGAGCGCAAAAUCGUUGAGCAGUGCGAGGAGGGGGCGAGGAUCGGUUGCGCUGUGAGCGCUUCCAGGAACUGUAAGCCUACGUGGUGGAAGGCUCUGGUGGGUCCCACGCUCUCCGAUCUGAAGGAGCGGGAGCAGUGCGAAGUGCGUGAGAUGGCGGAUUGUUUAGCGGCGGCUAAGCAGAAGUGUGUUGGCUUCGCCAGGGACAAGUGUUUGGUUCCCUUUAAGGAUGCGAGGAUUAGGGUUGAGGAAGGGGUUUUGAGAUCCAAGGAUAUUGGAAAGUUGAUUGGUUGGACAUCGAUGCCUGAGAGUGAGAGGAGCUUGUGGUUGAUGAAUCAAAUAGGUCUGCUUGGUGGUGGUGAUUUGGGAGUGACCAGUUUCAGGGCUAGUGAGUUGCUGCCAUUUGAUAAUUAUGUGCAAUGCAUUUUGGGUGAGCGGAAACAAGGCACCGAAAACUAA
This is a messenger RNA of Sphenostylis stenocarpa, 642 nucleotides long. NCBI's taxonomy places the organism in Eukaryota, Viridiplantae, Streptophyta, Magnoliopsida, Fabales, Fabaceae. The record is from the annotation of a GenBank genome assembly.